GUAAUUUGAUUGGUUAAGAAAUAAAAAUGGCUUCCAACUUCAGUGGAGCUCUGCAGCUAACGGACCUAAAUGACUUUAUCACACCAUCACAGGAAUGUGUAAAGCCAGUGAAGAUUGACAGAAAACCAGGGAGGGUAGCGAAGAUAAAAAUAGAAGAUGAUGGCUCCUAUAUGGAAGUAGGAGAGAGUGGUGUGGAGAAGAAGCUACAGAAAGCUCGAAUCACCCUGAAUGACUGUCUGGCGUGUAGUGGAUGUAUAACGUCAGCUGAGAGUGUUCUCAUCACCCAACAGAGCCAGGAGGAACUCUACAAUGUCCUACAGCAAAAUCUGAGACUUCAGCAGACCGGGGAAUCUGACAAACAAAGAGUAGUUGUUGUGUCAAUAUCACCUCAGUCAAGAGCUUCCCUAGCAAUAAAAUACCAGCUAUCAGCAAAAGAUGCCCACCAGAAGCUGUCAGGAUUCUUCAAAAAGCUAGGUGUACACCAUGUCUUUGACACCACCUUCUCUAGGAAUUUCAGCUUACUGGAAAGCUGUCGAGAGUUUGUUAGACGAUACUACGAGGCAGAAACCAACAAAACAUCCCUCCCCAUGCUGGCCUCCUCAUGCCCAGGUUGGAUAUGCUAUGCGGAGAAGACUCAUGGAUCAUACAUCCUGCCCUAUAUAAGCACCACAAAGUCUCCUCAGCAGGUCAUGGGGUCACUGGUUAAAGAUUACUUUGCUGGGAAGCACAGCCUCACCCCUAGCCAGAUUUACCAUGUGACAGUCAUGCCGUGUUAUGAUAAGAAGCUGGAGGCUUCGCGACCGGAUUUCUACAGUGACCUCUACAGAACGAGGGACGUGGAUUGCGUGAUUACCUCAGGAGAGGUGGAGAAAAUGUUGGAGAAGGAGAACAUUUCCCUGGGCGAAGUUGAGGGAGACACUUCAUUUUCAUGGAUGUCUGGAUCAGCGAGUCAAGAUGGAGGCCUAGGAAAUCACAUGGGGGGUGGAUCCGGAGGUUAUCUGGAACACGUAAUGAGGUAUGCAGUAUCUCAGAUCCAUGGAUCGUCAGUGGACAGUCUCCAGUACAAAACACUGAGGAAUCAGGAUUUCCAGGAGGUGAUAGUUGAAUUGGAGGGCAAGAAGCCACUCAGGAUGGCCCUCGCAUAUGGCUUCAGAAACAUUCAAAAUAUUGUCCAAAAGAUAAAGCGUGGAAAACUGACUUACGACUUUGUGGAAAUUAUGGCCUGUCCCUCAGGAUGUGUGAAUGGCGGGGGUCAAAUUCGCCCCACAGAGGGACAGACGAAUGCUGAAUUGAUGCUGAGAGUGAAGGAGAGUUACGACUCGGUGCCCAGUGUGCAGCCAGACAUGUGGGAUGGGGUUAAGGAUGUGUACGAGGACUGGUUGGGGGGUGUGGACACUGACAAAGCCCGGGCCAUGUUACAUACACAGUACCACGGCGUGGAAAAGGCAGCAAGUGCCCUCAAUAUACAGUGGUGAAUUAUGGGAAUCUUUGUCAAGAUUUAAAUGCUUUGGAUCUUUGUGUAGAUUUUGGGAGAUGCAAACACGGGGUCCAUUCAGUUUAACGGUAUGGAGGAAUAUUCAUGUUAUCGUGAGAAAUUCACAGUGGAACAGCUCAACUGUGAUAAAACCAAACAACCAAGAAACAGUGAUCCUAAAAAUGAAUAAAUAAAUGAAACAAUA
Molecule: messenger RNA, 1679 nt
Organism: Ostrea edulis (European flat oyster)
Lineage: Eukaryota; Metazoa; Mollusca; Bivalvia; Ostreida; Ostreidae
Product: cytosolic Fe-S cluster assembly factor narfl-like
Exons: 9
Coding region: 27-1475 (482 amino acids)
Biological process (GO): iron-sulfur cluster assembly
Cellular component (GO): cytosolic [4Fe-4S] assembly targeting complex
Molecular function (GO): 4 iron, 4 sulfur cluster binding
Source: RefSeq, a predicted model, not a curated record